AAAUCCAUCAUGGCUUCCAUGUGGAGGGUCACGCCAAAAAAUUUUCAUUCGAGAGAAAGUACCAAGAUUUUAUACCAGAUAUUCUGCAGAGAAUGUUCUUAUAACAGGCAAGUGACGGCGGCUAGUUGUGUAGUGUGUAAGCCAUGGAGACACCAGGAUAGUUUUACAUGUCAGGUGAGAAGCUAUUCUGAUGGACGGAAAGGUUUCUUUGAGAAUAUAUAUGAAAAUCUUAAGGAAGGAUUUUCAAAAGACAAACAUUUAAAUGAAAAUUUGAAGAAAUUUCGACAAGAAAAAGAGAAGUUAGAAAGUUCAGAUGCCAUAAAGAAAGCAAGACAAAAGUUUGAAAAUAUUGGUAUGGAGUCAGACACAACAGAAACUUUUAAAAAAGGAAUAAAAGAUGUGAAAAGUAAAGUUUCAGAGACACUAGAAGAAGUUCAGAAGUCAGAUUUUGUGAAAAAGGGUAUGGAAGUGACAGGAGAACUGGGUAAAACUGUUGGCAAGGCUGGCGAAACUGUGAUAGAACAAGGAAAGAAGUUAGGUGAAAGUGCUACAGUGCAGACCGUUUCAAAGGGAGUUAAAGCUGUAAAAAAAGAAUUUGAUGAAACUGCAUUAUCAAAAGCCAAGCACUAUAAACCACCAGAAAAAUUACGCAUGAGGUCAGAUAGACUGGAUCCAUCAGAACGAGACUCGCGGAUCUUUGAACCAGACAAUGAGACAGUUGGUGUAGUUUUACAUAAAGAUUCUAAAUGGCAUGAAAGUUGGCAGAAUUUCAAAGACAACAAUGAAUUUGUAAAUAAGGUUUUUGAUUUAAAGAUGAAGUAUGAUGAAAGUGAUAACAUAGUGGUACGAGGGACACGAUUCUUCACAGAUAAAAUAUCUAGUUUAUUUGGUGGAAUGUUUUCAAAAACAGAGAUGUCAGAAGUGUUGACAGAAGUUUGUAAAAUGGAUCCAGAUUUUGAGCCAGAAAAAUUUGUACGAUGGUGUCAGUAUGAUGUAAUUCCAAAUCUUUUAGAGGCAAUGGCUCAUGGUGAAGAAGAAGUUUUAAAAGACUGGUGUUAUGAAGCUCCAUUCAAUGUUCUUAUGCAUCCAAUCAAGACUGCAAAAAGUAACGGCCUCCGGAUUGACAAUAAAAUAUUGGAUGUUAGUAAUGUAGAUAUUGCUGCUGGUAAAAUGAUGGAACAGGGGCCAGUUCUUGUGAUAAGCUUCAAUGCUCAACAAACAAUGGUAGUCAGAAAUGCCAAGGGGGAGGUAGUAGAGGGAGAUGAUGAUAAAAUCAUGUGGGUAACGUAUGUGUGGGCUCUGUGUCGGGACAUGGAAGAAUUAAACCCAGAUGCUGCCUGGAAAUUACUUGACAUCUCCAUGCAUUCUCAGGAACAGUGGUUAUAACCAGAACAAAAACAUAAGCAUCAUACUUCAUCAGUAAUUUAUAUCAACAUCAUCUGUAUUUUCUGUAUUGACUAGAGGCAAGCCUGUGAUUGGAGCAUGUGAAACACAGAAGUCUAUUUUAGACUGAGGGAGUUAUGACCGACUGACUGUUGUGAAUUGAAGACCGAGUCUUCAGUAAAGCUGUUUGAAAACCAAGGACAGAAGUAACUUAAAAUCAUGCAAGAAGUGAAAAUGGGAUUUGUUUGCAUAAAAAAUUAUUUGAGUAAAGUUAUAAAUUGUUAAGGUCUUUAUUGUCUACAUUUACUGCUUAGAUGCUGAUAAGUGAUGGCAUUGAGGAAACAUGAUUAAAUGUGCUGUAACUUCAAUAGAAAUUUUCAUUGGGAAAUUGUAACAUUAUGAUGAGGCACUAGAAUGAGCUGAGUCAAGUGUGACUUGUCCAUUCCAUUGACAGAAUUGACACAAAUGUUGGUACAUACGUAAAAUGGUGUUUAUUAAACAGAAUUAUUAAGAACUGACUAGUGUUACGUUCCAGAUCAGUGAAAUACCAGAGUUAUAUCGUUACUGUAUCCAAAGUAUGGAUGCAAUGGAACAUGAAAUAUAGAAAGAUUCCAUAGGCAUUGAAAGUAAAAUUAGCAACUGACUUAAAAAAAAAUACAUAGAUGGGAUAACAUGUCUUCUGUUUUUAGCAAAGCCUUCCAUUUAUUAAUGUUCUGGCUUAGAUCUGACAUUUUUACUGCAACAGUUGCGACAAGGGCGAGCAUGUUCAUUAUAUUCAGCAUUAUCAUUGGAAGAAUGGACUCGUGCCUCAUUUGAUAUGAGGGGGAAAAGUGUGUCAGAGAAUUAUAAUUGAUUUUAUGUGUGUUUUAGCUGAGUAUAAUAAGAUUAAUUUUGUUAUGGCUGAAACUGAUUAUCAGUAAAAGAAUAUUGAUUACAAGAACUUAUUGAAGAGUCUUCCAGUUCUGCUUUAAGCAAGCAGUGGAAAUAUGAGGCUGACUUUGAUUUCGCUUUUAUUAUGUCUCCAAGCACACAGUGGUGUGAGAGACAUACUGAUUUACUCCUAUCUGUGUGUGUGUCUGUCUGUCACAUAUCUUGUCCGCACUCUAAGUUGAACAUUUCUCAUUCGAUCUUCACCAGACUCGAACAAAAUGUCUUUGCCAAUAAGUCCUCGACCAAGUUCGAUAAGGAGCCAAAUCGCCCCAGGCACUUUGGAAUUAUGGCCCUUGAAACUUGUUAUUUGAUAAUCAAAGCACUGAAAGUCUGAUAAGGCAGUUGAGGUCUUGGUGCAUGGUUGACUCAUAUACUACUAUUCAGAUGAUUAGGCAGUUCUGGGAGAUAUGUGCUUUUCUCAAAAGCAGCUCUAGUUAACAUUAUUGAUAUGCUGUAAUACAUGCAUAUACAUAUGUAUCUGUAUUCCUCAUCUAUGUGGCAGAGUGUUCUAAAUAAAAUGUCAGUAGGAGACAUUCUUUUCUCACUUCACUUGUCUCGUGCUAGUCACUGACAACUUUACUAUGGUACAUCUUUAUAAUUUAAAUGUAUCUUUUUCAAUUUUUUCUGGGUAUAUGCUGUGCCAAAUAGCAUUUCAAAGAAAUGGCGUUUCUACAUGCAUUUUAUGACAUUAUUAUGUCUUUGAUGUCCCUGUUAAAGUUGCUUUGCAGUAUGUUUCUAGUUGAAUAAUGCAGUUUUCCAGAGUAGUUGUUACGUUAAAAAAGUACUCUAUCAACAACUCAGUUACUGCACCAUUUGAGUUGUGGUAAAAAGGAAAUCUCGUCCUUGGUGUGAGAAAAGCUGUAAAAAGACGUAUUUAA
Mercenaria mercenaria is the source of this 3191-nucleotide messenger RNA. RefSeq names its product mitochondrial import inner membrane translocase subunit TIM44-like. Gene Ontology annotation, molecular function: protein-folding chaperone binding. Gene Ontology annotation, cellular component: mitochondrial inner membrane. Lineage: Eukaryota; Metazoa; Mollusca; Bivalvia; Venerida; Veneridae. The coding region runs from base 10 to 1386 and encodes 458 amino acids. Gene Ontology annotation, biological process: protein import into mitochondrial matrix. The transcript is spliced from 15 exons. The record is from RefSeq and is a predicted model, not a curated record.